Molecule: messenger RNA, 161 nt
Organism: Entrophospora candida
Lineage: Eukaryota; Fungi; Glomeromycota; Glomeromycetes; Entrophosporales; Entrophosporaceae
Source: the annotation of a GenBank genome assembly
AUAUUGCUUCAGAACCAAUUAUGCAACAAGAUUUUAAUGAUGUCCAUAGCUUGAAUAAACUGGUCAAGCUUAAUAAACCAAAAAUAAUACAAACUUAUAUUCCACCCAAAACUUCUGAUAAAAGACAAGGGUGUAUUGAUUUGGAUGAAAAAGUGGCUGAU